AUGGAACAACUGAUAGCCUACGGAUCAAUCGAAAGUAUGCCGCUUUACAACUGCAGGUUAGUAACUUCCUCGAAAGGCAUAUUAGAAGGUCUUGGAGCGAAAUUUGAAUAGUUUCAGUGGCCGUACGAUGGAGGAAUGGGCCGAGAAGCAAAGCCAUCGACACGUUUUGGCAGGGCUUCUCGACGUCGUCUACGGAGCGAUCGUCGAGGUAUUAGGGAAAACAGAAGUCUUUCGUUUUCAUGUUAUUUGCGGAUUUUUUGCAAGCCAUUCUUUGAAGGCUUUUCAGUAAAGAGCUCAAAUGAGCACUGAUUCAGAGAAGCUCUUGCACCUUUUCAAUCUCUUGAGAGAUCUACGGGGGUUCGAAAGCGCCUAUUUGCAAAAAUACCAAGAAAAACUGGUUCAAACUGUGUUUCUCUCGAAUUUAUGUCAUUUUCAUGGGCGUUUUUUUGUGAAACUCUAAAGAAGUACUGAGUGAAACUUGGAAAAAACACUCAAAAACAACGUUAGACCGUUCCAGCAGUCCCUGAAGCGCUCGAAGUAGUACUGCUUCAAACUUCUCAAGUUCUAAAAAAUUUCAUGUGGUAGUCCUUUCGAAAGAGUCUCCGAAACAAUCCAACUUCAAAACUUCCUUCAGAUCCUCUACAUUCCCUGCGUGAUGGUUAUGCUCAAAAAAGAAUACUUCAAGAUGUCUUGUUACAAAAUAAUGGCCCUACUCGGGGUUGUCGACAUGGCGGCUGUCGGUGGGAAAAAGUAGUUGGAAAAAGAAAAUUGUUCAUUUUUUAGUGAUAAGUUCCCUUCUCAUGGCUACCUACUCAUUGAGGGUGCUUUUUUCUGUCAAUAUCCGUAUGUGAUUUAUUUCGCCGGAUUUAUAGGCCUUGGUAAAACCUUUGAAAAUUAAACAGACGAAAGAAAAUGACGCUUUUCAGGAUUAUGGUGCUCGGCAUGCAUGCUCAGUUUGCUAUUGGCUUUGAAUCGACUGAUGGAAAUUGCUUGUCAAAAACAUUUCGAACCUCUUUUCAAAAAGUAAUUUUCAGUGUUCUUAAAAUCUAACAAGGAAGGUCAUUUCCGUUUGCGGUUGGGAUUACCCUAAGAAGUCCUCCUUGAUGUACCAAAAGAAGAAAGUCUCAAAAUGCAUAACUUCUUAGUUUCUGAAAAGGGACACCUCAGAAACAAAUAAAACCCUCAAAGCCCAAUGAGUUAUUUUGAAUUUUUGACACCGUAUUUCCCGAAAAUUAAGAAAUUGUGAAAGUUGACUCUUUCCGAAAAACUCUAAAUCAAGGAGAAAUCUCAGGAAAUUCAAAAAUUGGGAACCGAGUGAACAAUGUGUAGCUUUGGGUUGAAGAAAACUUAUAAGAGCCCGAUUUUGAAAGUUCAAAAUUUCUUCACCAUUCUUGAAACGAAUAAUUUUUUCCAGUUACCGAAUUUGUAUCAUCAUGUUGUUACCAAUCUGCUACGGUUGCUACUUUACGUUUUUCACUCGCGGCACUAUUUUUUCGUCAACCUAUCAGACCCGGUUUUUCGACCCAUUUCUUUUCGAGAACCGAACUCAAGAGGUGAAAAAGCUUGUAAAUAAAUUUGAAAAGAGGAUAAUUCUUCCAGUACGCCAACUUCGGUCACAAUUUCAACAACUUCUCAGUAGUUGUGGCCACUACGGCCUUGUACAUGACUUUUUGUGUUGCUGUGGAUUGCAGAGUCAAAGGAUUGAGCAGUCAAAGAAUGAGCUUCCAGAAGCAGGUAGGAAGUAUGAAAGUCAGGAAGUUCACAUAUUUUUCAGAAUAGAUACAGCAAAAAGGGAUUGAUAAGAACUAGGAAAAAUUGAUCGCAACGUAUAAGGAAAAAACUAUUAGAGAAAGAAAAUGAAUCUUUCCAGAUCUUCCUCCAAUCAUUCCUAAUUUGUGCUGCCAAUCUUUUCGCUUUCCUAAACCACGCCAUCAUGCAGUUCGUUCCCCUUCCCGCCUGGUUCACUUUCAUCGCCCAAGCUGCUUGGCAAGUUGGCCACGGUAUCUCGAAAAUUUCGCUCAAACUGAUAAUUUAUUGAAUGAAUUCAGGUUUCCCAGUCCUUGUUUACCUUAUCAUCAAUAACACGAUUCGGAAUGAGAUUUUUGGUUUCUUCGUGAAAAAGGUAGGUAGAAGUAAAACUCAGAAUGGUUUUGCUGACCGUAUUUAAAGUUAAUACCUUCAAAAUCGUUUUUGAAAUGAGAAUUUGAAAAAAAAAGCUGCUUUUUCAAUCGGUUAUGAUGCGAAAAGGUUUUCUUUUGGAAUGGCUAUUUUGCCUCAAAAAAUCACGUUUAUAUUGGAUAAGUGGCUUUGAAAUUUAUGGCUGUUCAAACUUAAUAAAAAGAGGUUUCACUUCAUGAAAUUCAUUUGAAAAAAUGACUCCCUCAACCUUUUUCAGCAAUCGACAGUAACACCUUCUGGAGUCGAUCAGAGAAGUUCUGGAAGAGAUCAUCGAACUAAUCGCUCCAUUUCUUGA
Messenger RNA from Caenorhabditis auriculariae, 2473 nucleotides. The record is from the annotation of a GenBank genome assembly. Lineage: Eukaryota; Metazoa; Nematoda; Chromadorea; Rhabditida; Rhabditidae.